CCACACUGCAAAAUUAAAACAAUAAUAAAAAAACAAAGAGAGAGAGGGAGAGAUAUCCCAUCGAGUCUUCACAACGCAGGCCGCCUCCUCGUUCACAUUCAUGAGCGAGGUUAUCUUGCGGGAAUAAAUAAAAUCUCCAUCUCCGCGACUGGGAUUACACGUUCUGACUCUGUUGUCCUCUCUUCCGCGGAUCGUCGUCUCCAUUUACCUAUUCAUUUUCUUUCUUUCUUUCUUCUAGGAGAAAUCUUGAAGCUGAUAUUUCUCUGAAAACCCUAAUCCGUUUCUCGAAGAAUAUAAACUUUUUCCCCAUUUUCCCCCUCUCUCAAAUAGCUCUACAUUAUCAUCGGCUCUUAAAUAUAUAAUACAAAACUGUAGUGUAAUUCUGGAAACCAAAUCCAAAAAAGGAAAAAGAGGUUAUUGUUUGGUUACGCCGCUGAGGCUAUUACCGGAGCGGAUUAGAAAAUGGUUGGAGGAGCGAGCAGGAGGGACGAAUCGCCGGUCAUAAACAGCUCGAACGUGUUCGCGGCGCUCGGGAGCUUGAAGAAGAAGAAGAAGAAGCCGUCCGAGAAGGAACAUACGGGUUCUUCCACCAGUAAAAGCUCGGCGUCGAAUAAGCACGCGGAGAAGGAGAAAGAGGAGGAGGUGUUCUGGGCCCCGGCGAAGCUGACAGUGAAAUCGUGGGCUGAUGUCGACGAUGAUGAUGACGACGAUUACUACGCCACCACGGCACCGCCCGACUCGGUCUGGAGCGCUGCCGCCGAUUCCAAGGUAGUGAAGGAAAGCGACGCCGAGCAUGCUGAGGAGGAAAGUGAAAGUGAGGAAGAAGGCCUCGAUGAAUUUGAUGAUGAUGUUGAGGAAGAACAUGAAAUUGAACCAGAGACACCAGUAGAAGCUGAGACUGUUACUAAGAUUCCUCCUGAAGCUUCUUUGGCUCCUAAAGAUACUGAAAGGCAACUAUCAAAGAAGGAACUGAAGAAGAAAGGGCUUGAAGAACUUGAAGCUGUUCUUGCUGAAUUAGGAUAUACCAACAAAGAGACCAGUGGCCAAGAUGGAACCCAAGGUGAUGAACAAGAGAAGAAAGUUGAGAAUCUAAAUGGAGAGCUAGAAAAGAAGGCAAAUGUUACAGGGGAGAGCAAAAGUGCGAAAAAGAAGAAAAAGAAGGAUAAAUCUUCAAAGGAGCCAAAAGAAUCCCAAGACCAGCCUGAGGGUGCUGAUGCUGAAGAUGCAACAGAAGAAGCUGCUGGGAGUGAAACGGUAGAAGAUACAUCUUCUAUUGAUGUUAAGGAGCGGCUAAAAAAAGUGGCAUCUAUGAAGAAGAAAAAAUCAAGCAGAGAGAUGGAUGCUGCUGCCCGAGCCGCAGCUAGUGAGGCUGCUGCAAGGAGUGCAAAGCUUGCUGCUGCAAAGAAAAAAGAGAAAAAUUACUAUAAUCAGCAGCCAAUGCGGUGAGCGGGUGAGAUCCUUUGUUUUUUGUAUUUUUUUUUUCUUUCUCAUAUAUGAACAUGUACUCUUGUUCGUUUCGCGAACACAAAAUAAACAAUGGGAACUGGUUUUGUGAAGUUGAGUCAUAUAAAGAUACUUUUAGUUUUACUUCAAGGAAAAGAUGCAUGGUUGUUUAUAAA
Molecule: messenger RNA, 1619 nt
Organism: Carya illinoinensis
Lineage: Eukaryota; Viridiplantae; Streptophyta; Magnoliopsida; Fagales; Juglandaceae
Product: aspartic and glutamic acid-rich protein-like
Exons: 3
Coding region: 463-1446 (327 amino acids)
Source: RefSeq, a predicted model, not a curated record